UUGUUGGCACCAUAAAUUGGAUAUUGAUAAUCUGUGGUACACACAGCGUCAUCUGGCAACACUAUAUUUCGGGAAGACAUCUUUGAUUUUACAUUGGUCUUAUACACGGCAUUCUAUACAAUCCUUUUCUGUUAAUUACUAUUUACAAUUGUUACAUGAAAUAAAAUAUACAUUGAGAUUAAUUGCUUUCUAUUAUACAACCCGACAUACAUAACAGAUUGGCGACGAGGACGGAGGAAGUGGAAAUUCAAUACUAAUAAUCAAGUGAAGAACAUCGUGCGUACGUCGACCCAUGUGCUCCUAACACCUUUUCCUUUGUUCCAAGGGUUCCACGUCCCGUGAUGAUAACCCGCUUCACAACCUCCUUUUUCCUUUACAAUAAUAUACAAUACAUUACAAGUACGCAAAAUGGAACAGCAAUUGGGGCAAGUAUUAUCUCAAAUGUUAGAAACUAUUCGAGGAAUUCAAGUACAACAAGCGCAAUUACAACAACAAUUACAAAAUACGGAUAAAUCGGUGAGUGGAAUUACAUUACAACCAUACGACGAAAACAAUGAAAGUUUCGCAUCGUAUUUACAAAGGUUAGAAAAUUACAUUAAUUUAAAAGGAGUCACAAAUGAUAAAACAAAAUCACAGAUUUUUCUGAACUGCAUUGGUCCUAAAUACUACCAAGUUUUACAAAAUAUUACAGCACCUGAUUCUCCGAAAACUAAAUCAUAUUAUGACCUGAUACAAUUAUUGAAAAACCAUAUCGCACCUGAACCCGGUGAAGUAGCCCAACAGCACAAAUUUUGUUUAAGACAACAAUACGAAUGUGAAAGUAUUUCGAAUUAUGUUGCUGGUUUAAAAGAACUAGGGGGAAAAUGUAACUUUAAAUGUGCGAGCUGUCAACACAGCACAUUUGAAACUCAUCUGCGAGUACAAUUCAUACGAGGUCUCCGGAGUACAGAAAUAAAAGAAAGAUUACUACAAGAAAGCUCAUCUACAAAGGUUGAUGAUUUAAUUUAUAUUGCAAUGGCGAUUGAGACAUCAAAAGCUGAAACAAAAGAAAUGUGUUCUGGCCAAGUAAACAUUAACAAAAUUUCAACAAAAUCAAAUCAUUUCAAAAUUAAAACAAACAUACAGCAACCUACAAAAAUAAAUACAUACAAAAGAAAAAAUAUAAAUAAAUCAUACAAUUCAUAUCACAAGAAGAAGAGAGAAAUAAAAUGUUUUCGCUGUGGCAUAGAAAACCAUACAGCAAGACAAUGCCGUUUGAAAGAUAAACUAUUUUGCAAGAAAUGUAAGAUAAAGGGACAUAUACAAUCGGUAUGUUUCAAAGAUCAAAAACAACUUGACUUAGUACAGGAUCAAUUCACCGAGGAAGAUGAAAUAUAUGAAAUACAUAAGAUAUUUAACAAUAACAUACACAGUGAUAAAUUUAACAUAACCUUAUUAUUAAAUGGAAAAAUACAUACUUUGGAACUGGAUACAGGCGCUGCAGUUACUACAUGCUCAACAAAUUUUUAUGAGAAAUAUUUUAGUAAUCUGAAACUUAAAAAUACAUCAGUAAAGUUAAGAACAUACACAGGAGAAAUAAUACACCCAUUAGGAACUUGUAAUUUAAAUAUUCAGUAUAAGAACACAGUUAUUGAAGGAAGAAUCUUUGUAAUUGACCGCGAAGUAGACACCGUAGUUGGAAGAGAAUGGCUUAGAAAAUUGAACUUAAAUUUUGAAUUAAAUACAAUAUACAGAUACAACUGAUAGGAAUGAGACAAUGACAGACGAUGAAGCGUUUUACCUAAAUCAAAUUGCAGAAAUGCCAGUUUCAUUAAAGGAAAUAAGAGAAGCUACAGCCACUGACCCUGAGUUACAAAAAUUAUACAUAGAGAUACAGUCAGGAAGAGAAGAUACAGGAAGACUAUACGAAUAUUCGUUACAAAACAAUUGCAUAUUUUAUGGCAUAAGAAUUGUAAUACCUAAAAAAAUUACAACCUCAAAUAUUAAAAGAACUACAUACAGCUCACACCGGUAUUGUGAAGAUGAAGGCGUUAGCCAGAAGCUACGUCUGGUGGAAGAAUAUAGACAUGGAUAUAGAGAACAUGGUAAAGCAAUGUAAAACAUGCUGUUUAAUGAAGAACAACCCUACUAAAGUACCUAUACACAUCUGGGAAUAUCCGAAAGAACCAUGGAGUAGAAUUCAUAUUGAUUACGCAGGACCAUUCAUGAAUCAAUAUUUUCUUAUUGUGGUAGAUGCCUACACAAAAUGGUUAGAGGUAAUACCUACUACUUCUAUCACAGCUACAGCUACUAUUAAUAUUUUAAAGAAAAUCUAUACUACGUUUGGCUUACCAGUUACCCAAGUAUCUGAUAAUGGAAGACAAUUUAGAUCAGAGGAAAUGUUAAGAUUUUUAAAGGAAAAUGGAAUUCAAGCAAAGUUUACAGCACCAUUUCACCCAUCUACAAAUGGUCAAGCAGAAAGAUAUGUACAAACGGUUAAAAAUAAACUUAAAGCAAUGAUGAACGAAGAAGGAUCUGUACAAGAUAAGUUACAAAGAUUUUUAAUGAUGUAUAGAAAAACACCUAAUAGCUCUACAGGGCAGAGUCCAGGAGAAAUGAUGUUUAAAAGAAUAUAUAGAACAAGAAUAGAUUUAGUGAAAAGAAAACAAGAAGUUAGAGAUUGCAACAAUGAAGAAUUAAAGGUAAACAAAGAGUUUAAACCAGGGGAUAGAGUACAAAUAAGGAUGUAUGAUAGUAACAAAUGGAAAUUUGGAAGAAUAUUAGAGAGGAAAGGAAAAUUACAUUACGAGGUGGAAGUAGAUGGAAAGAUACAUCACAGACAUAUUGAUCAGAUAAUAAAGACAUCUUGUUUGAGUGAGAACUUUAAUACACCAGAUACUUACCGACCAACGUACCUGCAAGAGAAUUCACCUACACCAGCUUCACCUGAAAAAGAAUGCAUACAACCUAGCCCUACAGUAAUAUUACAUACAAGUCCUACUCGAAGAAGAUCAUCUACACAGCCAGUAGAAAGUCCAGGAAAUUACCAACCAGAAAACCUUGUACCAGAAACAAUUCCAGAUACACAUGAACCUACACCGUCCAGAAUUGAAAUCCGUCGUAGUACUAGGAUGAGAAGACCUCCAAACAGAUUGAACCUUUGAAUUUAUAACGAGGGAGAGUGUUGGCACCAUAAAUUGGAUAUUGAUAAUCUGUGGUACACACAGCGUCAUCUGGCAACACUAUAUUUCGGGAAGACAUCUUUGAUUUUACAUUGGUCUUAUACACGGCAUUCUAUACAAUCCUUUUCUGUUAAUUACUAUUUACAAUUGUUACAUGAAAUAAAAUAUACAUUGAGA
Messenger RNA from Colias croceus (clouded yellow), 3338 nucleotides. RefSeq lists its product as uncharacterized. The transcript is spliced from 2 exons. The record is from RefSeq and is a predicted model, not a curated record. Gene Ontology annotation, molecular function: zinc ion binding; nucleic acid binding. Lineage: Eukaryota; Metazoa; Arthropoda; Insecta; Lepidoptera; Pieridae. Bases 409 to 1743 code for a protein of 444 amino acids.